Messenger RNA from Punica granatum (pomegranate), 264 nucleotides. The record is from RefSeq and is a predicted model, not a curated record. Lineage: Eukaryota; Viridiplantae; Streptophyta; Magnoliopsida; Myrtales; Lythraceae.
AUGUCGGUUGCGUGGGUGUUCCAAAAUGGUGAGGUUUGGCCGGGGAAGAACCUGGGGGCAGAGUCCAAAACAGGCCCGAGCAACUCGGGCCAGAAGAAGGUGCUGGUGUACUUGCCAACAGAUAACCUCGUACGAGUUUCAAGAGAGAUCAAAUAUGAUGUCGGCCUCAUCGUCCUUCCUUGCGAUUUCUCCCGCUUCAAGUCUACGCACAUGUAUGACAUUGUUGUCAAGAACCGCAAUGUCUUUGAGGUCCACAGCAAGUAA